Molecule: messenger RNA, 1935 nt
Organism: Carlito syrichta (Philippine tarsier)
Lineage: Eukaryota; Metazoa; Chordata; Mammalia; Primates; Tarsiidae
Gene: DOK5
Product: docking protein 5
Exons: 8
Coding region: 310-1230 (306 amino acids)
Biological process (GO): positive regulation of MAPK cascade; cell surface receptor protein tyrosine kinase signaling pathway
Cellular component (GO): cytoplasm
Source: RefSeq, a predicted model, not a curated record
CCCCGCCUGGCGGGCUGGCGGUGGAGUCAGCUGACGCCGGCGCUCCGGCCUCGCCUCCCCGCGCUGCGCUCCCUGCGCUCCCCCAAAGUGGCUGUAAACCGGCCGCCCACUUUCGGGGUUUGGGGGACAGGGAAAGUGAUGUGCGCCUUCUAGAGUCUCGCCAAGCCGCCGCCGAAGCAGCUUCUCCGUUCCAACUUUCUACCCCCGGCACCCCCACCCUCUACUCCUUGUCCCGACCCUGCCCUCAAACCUCUCCAGAGCCACUUAGGGUGCGUGCGCUUGGGUAAGGGGGGUCAUUGGCUGUCUGGGAUGGCUUCCAAUUUUAAUGACAUAGUGAAGCAAGGGUACGUGAGGAUCCGGAGCAGACGACUAGGGAUUUAUCAGCGAUGUUGGUUAGUAUUCAAGAAAGCUUCAAGCAAAGGCCCAAAAAGAUUGGAGAAAUUUUCUGAUGAACGUGCUGCAUAUUUUAGGUGCUAUCAUAAGGUUACAGAACUCAACAAUGUGAAGAACGUAGCUCGAUUGCCAAAGAGCACCAAGAAACACGCCAUAGGGAUUUACUUCAAUGAUGAUACCUCCAAGACCUUUGCUUGUGAAUCAGAUCUUGAGGCCGAUGAGUGGUGCAAAGUGCUCCAGAUGGAGUGUGUAGGGACACGGAUCAAUGACAUUAGCCUUGGAGAGCCUGACUUAUUGGCUACUGGGGUUGAGAGAGAACAGAGCGAGAGAUUCAAUGUGUAUUUGAUGCCAUCUCCUAACUUAGAUGUACAUGGCGAAUGUGCCUUGCAGAUUACAUAUGAGUAUAUCUGUCUUUGGGACGUCCAGAAUCCCAGAGUCAAACUCAUCUCUUGGCCACUAAGCGCCCUGCGGCGGUAUGGACGUGAUACCACGUGGUUCACUUUUGAGGCAGGGAGGAUGUGUGAGACUGGUGAAGGGCUGUUUAUCUUUCAGACACGAGAUGGAGAGGCCAUCUAUCAGAAAGUCCACUCUGCUGCCUUGGCCAUAGCAGAGCAGCAUGAGCGCUUGCUACAGAGCGUGAAAAAUUCAAUGCUCCAGAUGAAGAUGAGUGAGCGGGCCGCCUCUCUGAGCACCAUGGUGCCCCUGCCCCGCAGUGCCUACUGGCAACACAUCACACGGCAGCACAGCACGGGACAGCUCUACCGCCUGCAAGAUGUCACCAGUCCGCUGAAGCUUCAUCGAACAGAGACUUUUCCAGCCUACCGAUCUGAGCACUGACAGGAACUGCCAAGAAUUGUUAACACACGUGUGAUGUGUCAGCCACAAAUCCACCCAAGAGGUCACAGAAUGACAGCAGAGAAGCAACAACUAGGAAAAGAAGCUUAAAGUCCUGGCUGAUUGUGUGGUCAUUGAAAAACUCUGCAAUACAAUCCUUUCCUUUCUUUUCUUUUCUUUUCUUUUUCUUUUUUUUUCAUUCUCAGUGUAAUUACGACAUGCUCUAUAGAUAUUGACAUUUUGUUCCCUCUUUUACAGCUGGACAGAAAGGAGUCAAUGCCACAAAAUGAUUUUCUAUUGUAGAUACUGUGUCCCUUGCACUUCUCUGAAUCUGUCCUUUUGUGAAUUCUUGUGAUUUUCCUUCUGAGUGUUUCAAUUGUAUGACAGUCAGUACUGACAAUAAAAAUGGCUCUUAAUUAUUUGUUACUUGUUUACAACCUAUUCCUCGUUUAUUAAUACUGUGGUUCUGCUUAACUCCUGGAAAUCAUAUUUGAUUAUUUUACCAAUUAGUGAAAUCAGUGCUUUGACUCACUCUUACUGUUCUGUUCAGAGCUGUUCUUUUAAAGGACCCUCUAGUAAGUGUUGUUUACAGAGUUACAGUUUUUCUCUUUUAUGCCCUCCUUGCCCCCACCCUCUUUUUUAAGCCUUUAUUUUUGUUUGGAGUACCUUCAUAAAACAUUUAAAAAAUAAAAGAUCAUUCUUCAUUCA